GGUACUUUUCCUCCCAAAAUGCGUAAAAAUCCUGCUCUCAUCCGCCGUAAUUCAUAAGCCAUCACCUCCAACCGCAUCUCAACUCCUUCUGAGGACUCAUUACCGAGCCGGUAUUAAGAUUAGUCACGAGGUUUAACACAACCUGCGAGUCAGAGAUCAGGGAGCCGCAGACCGUCACUCCCCGCACCGCAUCCGAGUCCGCGCGGCAGGGGGUCGGCUCGCGCUCCUCACGAUGGUGACGCUGCUGCUGCUGCUGGGCUGGCGAAGCUGUUUGGUAGCCAGCCAGCUAGUCAAUGGAGCCCCGUGUGAAUGAGUACAUUUGCUGGUGUUUGUCACCCGCGUUGUGUAGCGGCUGACAAACACAAGAUGCGGUGGUAGUCGGUGUUCACGCGCAAUGAGCCGCAGAGCAGCAGCGGGGAGUCACGCUAACUAGCGGCGGUUAGCUCUCUAACGUUUAGCAUUUUGUCUUUUACCGAUACGCUCUUAAGUCGUCAUGUUAGCCCUGUCCUCCGGUGUGGGUGCUUUAGUUUGUUUCGGCUUUACUCCCCCCUUUUUCGGGGCCGAAAUAACCGACGGUUAGAUCCUCCACCAGCUCCACAACAUGACUCACACUCACACACACACACACAGUGGGCUAGCUGCCGUUAGCGGCUAACUUAGCUGGUGAUGCUAACAGCAGUGCCAGUCCACGCCGCGAGGUGCUGAAGCGAUGUGUGUCCGAUGGAGCUGAAGUGUUGCUCGGCUUGCCAAAGAUGACGGACCGCCUGAGCCGGGUUUUUGUGCCUCUGUUAGCAGGAGGCGGAACAUGGAAGCCGAGGAAGAGUGGAACAAAGACCUGAGUGCGCACAAACUGCUGGAUAAAAAGGUGCUCUGCAAGCACAAUGGAAGGAUCGGUAUAGUGAGAACUCUCCACAGCCUGUUGAAAACCCACAACACCCUGCAGAUUCAGUCCAUCACCCGCUCAGAAUGUGCUGGCUCCUGUCCAAAUCUAAUGAUGAGUAGGAGUGAUCACACCGAUGCGAGGCCCGUGCCCGUGGCCCUCACCCCCCAGCUCCCCCCCAGAGCUCACCGGCCCCUCUGCAUGUCGGUCUCCUCCGACAGCAGCGGACGCUUCAAAGCUCUGGAGACGCAGGAGUGGAAGAACAACCUCAAAGCUCAGAUGGAGCAGGCCCACAGUGCAGGAGCUGCCAGCAGCACAGGUUCUCUGGAGCGAGCGUCUCUGUUCUGCGCCUCAGCUUCCACCACAGCAUCCAGCUCCGGCCUGUCCAGCCCAGUGGAAAUCCUCAACAAGAGCAAAUCCUCCAGCCGCUUCUCUCUAUUCUCUCCACCGUGGAACAGCAGCUCUGAGUCGGACUCCAACCCUCCGUCCCGCUCAGGCUCCAAGAAGCUGCGUAACUACAGCAGGAGAGCUGCCACUGGGCCUGCCGGUGCCAGGGGCCCUGACACACCUGAGCCCAAACCAAGCGGUCCUGAACACUUCCAGUACUCUGAACCCGUCAUCUCCAAGGUGACGGACUACAUCUACGUCGGCAACCUGAAUGCAGCUUACAACGGGCGCACUUUGUGCCGCAACAACAUUGACAGCAUCAUUGAUAUGAGCAGCGUGCCCGGAGAACCAGGCCCCAGCCUCAACCUCAUACCAUGCACCUGCUCCCGUGGUGCCCGCCACAGCUGGUCCCGCCUCAAGGUGGACAUCGGAGACGUGCCUGACGCUCUGGGUGGCGGCCCGGCCCUGAAGCAGCGCUGCUUCGAGGACAUCAACGAGUGUAUCAACGCCUCCACUGAGAAGAGGAAGCGUGUCCUGGUGCAUUGUCGAGAUGGUUUCUCUCUGGCGCCGACGUGUAUCAUCCAGUACCUGAUGGUGAAACAGAACAUGAGGCUGAUAGCUGCCUAUGAGCUACUGAGGGCCAAGUACCCGGUCAACAUCAGGGAUUGCCAUCAAAAUGUCCUGGUGAGCCUGGAGAGGGCACUGAGGCCUGGAGGCAAUGUCGAUCCCGAGUGCUUCAAACAGGCUAUUUCACGUAAAGUGGCUUGGACCUGACUCUGAGUCCCAACAGGUUCAGCUGCUGCUAAUCCUCCACCCUCCAAUGGUAUUAGAUAUUGUCCUAAAGACGACCAAGGGCAGCUGUACUUUCCCCUGUAGACUGGUCAACUGGAUAUUAUUGUCCCCACUUGAGUUCAGUGCUUGUAAAAGUUAUGAAUUUGAUGUAUUUCCUCUUCAAACCUGUAAAUGUGACCUGGCUGUGAUGCCCCCGCCCUCUCACCCAACAGGAGACGCAAUAGACUUCACUGUAAUGUAUACAGCUUCUUGGUAUAACAUUGUAAUAGUGUUGGCUGUAUAGUUGAUAUAGUCCCGCUUCAGUUCUGUGCCAUGCCGUCGUGGUGGUGUUUUAUAUCAGGGGAAUUUCUUAAUGGGAGAUCUCAGGAGAUUAUUGAUGUCACUCCAGUACAGGGUGGGAAAUUACUCAUUAGAUUAGUCAGAGCCCCCGUUCACACCUGGCAGUAAAAUGCAUCUCUGUGAGCUGUGUGUGUAAAGCACAUAGGGUUAACUUGGAUUGUACUGCAGUUGUGAUUACUGCUGGUGAAAGUCACAUUUUUACUUACUUUAUAAGCAGAAAAUAUAGACUGGACAGUGUCAUCCUGAAUUUGUGACAUAUAAAAGAUGUGAUGCAUCAGUGGCAGGUAAGCGCUACUGAAGCACCCCUUUGUUCAAUCCACAUCAACUUCAACCUCCAUUAAUGUUAUCUCUGCUCUCAGAAGCCGUUUCCUGUCAGCAGUGAAGCUCCUGAGGGGCUGAGUGGACAAACUGAAGAACAGCAGAAAUGGGAGAAAUGACCCCUUGAAUGAAAUUGGAAAACUCCAAGAAAGCAGGUCUUGCUUGAUCAUUGUAGCCUGACCAAUACAGGAUUUUUUGAAGCAGAUAUUUGUUUUGCUGCCCCCAAGUGGUGAAAAAGUUACAGCAAGUUCAAGGAGGGAGAAUAAAGAAAACUGCCUGUCACUGAUUUGGUAUUUCUACUAUUGCCCAACCUGAAUAACUUGACACAACUUGAGAUUUGCAUUACCUUGCAUUACCUUACCCACACUGCAUAUGUUAGGAGAGCAUGAGAUGUAAACAAAACAGGGACCUCACUAGUAACUACAGCCUAACUCUCUAUGGAUUUAAUGCUGCUGAGCCUGAAUUCUGUUAAACAUUUUAAUGUUAAAGUAAAACAGAAACUGAAGAUGCAUUUUAAAAACCUCUCUGAUGUCAGGUGUGAACUGCAGUCCAAGUAACAGGCCACCAUUUGUUUUCCUUCCAAAAAAAAUCUAUUUUGAUGGUAGAAUGGUCGUUUGGAUGUACAAGCCGUCGUAGUCGGUGGGUUUAUAUAUAUAUAUGAAAAAAAGAGGUGGUUUCCCACCCCGUUUAAAAACUCUUAAAGCUGCAACUCUGCUGCUGACACUCUGAAGUCUGGACGUACUGUACAUGUGAUAUGUGACAACUGGAUCUAUCACCACUGACUGGAUUACUUCACUGAUUAAUCUGCUUCUAUCGCAAGAGGAUAUUCUAUUUGCACAUGGACACGUUUUAAAUCUGACCUGCUUCUUUUCUUUGUGACUUUUUUUCCCGCUGUUUAUUUUUUGAACUGUGUUUUUGUUUAGUUUUUUUCUGAGAUCAUACUUGAUGGAAAAUGGAUGGUCCAACCUGUCCUCUGUGAGGAAGACUGUAGCUCCAUUUCCAGCCACAGUUAUUUGGUUAAAUCUCCUCUGGUGGUGCUCAGACUGUGGCUUUGUAAAUUUGAACUUCAGUGUAUGCUGGGUGACGUGCAUCUCUGUGGAUUAUCAGUAUUAGGGUAUCGGUGCCACUGAACUGCAAUCCAGGUUUUACACUGCAAGAGAUGAUUUGGCAGUACUCACAGGGUUGUCUAAAUGUCUUUUGAUUUAUUAUUGUUUGAAUUGUUGUUGCUUUGGGAGCUGAUGACAUUUCACACCUUUGAGGGAGAAAUGCCGAUGUUUACAUGCUCGUUAGAAUAACCAGAUUAAGGUAAUGAUUCAUUUAUUGUUUACAUGGUUCACACUUUGAUUUAAUAAUAACCUGUGUUUACA
Molecule: messenger RNA, 4083 nt
Organism: Larimichthys crocea (large yellow croaker)
Lineage: Eukaryota; Metazoa; Chordata; Actinopteri; Sciaenidae
Exons: 4
Coding region: 806-2041 (411 amino acids)
Biological process (GO): peptidyl-tyrosine dephosphorylation; negative regulation of MAPK cascade
Cellular component (GO): cytoplasm; cytosol
Molecular function (GO): MAP kinase tyrosine/serine/threonine phosphatase activity; MAP kinase tyrosine phosphatase activity; protein tyrosine/threonine phosphatase activity
Source: RefSeq, a predicted model, not a curated record